GAGGGGCCGCUUGGAGCUCGUGCAGGGUCUCCGGUCCAGGGCGCGGCAUGGGCGUCCUGGCCGCAGCGGCGCGCUGCCUGGUCCGGGGCGCGGACCGGAUAAGCAAGUGGACGAGCAAGCGGGGCCCGCGCAGCUUCAAGGGCCGCAAGGGCCGGGGCGCCAAGGGCACCGGCUUCCUCACCUCGGGCUGGAGGUUCGUGCAGAUCAAGGAGAUGGUCCCGGAGUUCGUCGUCCCGGCUCUGACCUGCUUCAAGCUCAAGCUCUACGUGAGCUACCGCGUCCCUGAGAGCGAGGAGACGUCUCUGACGGCAGCGCAGCUCUUCAGCGAAGCCGUGGCGCGUGCCAUCGAAAAGGACUUCAAAGACGGUACCUUCGACCCUGACAACCUGGAAAAGUGCGGCUUCGAGCCCACACAGGAGGGCAAGCUCUUCCAGCUGUACCCCAGGAACUUCCUGCGCUGGCGGGGCGGGGGAGGGGCGGCCUGCCAUCAUCUCAUUUCUAUUAAACGCCUUUGCCAGCUAAAAAAAAAAAAAAAAAAAAUUAAGAGAUUUUUUUUUUAA
Nomascus leucogenys (northern white-cheeked gibbon) is the source of this 560-nucleotide messenger RNA. RefSeq names its product 39S ribosomal protein L41, mitochondrial-like. The record is from RefSeq and is a predicted model, not a curated record. Gene Ontology annotation, cellular component: mitochondrial large ribosomal subunit. The transcript has a single exon. Lineage: Eukaryota; Metazoa; Chordata; Mammalia; Primates; Hylobatidae. Bases 48 to 560 code for a protein of 170 amino acids. Gene Ontology annotation, biological process: translation. Gene Ontology annotation, molecular function: structural constituent of ribosome.